UCUUGUGUCAAGCUGCUCAGCCCCCAACAUCCCGAAGGUUCCGCUGCAUCCCGUCCCUGGGACUGGACGGUAAUAAUAGCAUCUUGCAGUCGGCGGCUACGCUGCGCAACAGUCGGACUUCCCCCCGCGGUUUCCAAAAUUUUCUCCCAUUUGUUAUCGACUUAAGUUCCAGGUUGUUAUCGACAAGGCUUGAAAUCUCACCGAUCAGCCAUCAAGAGCUUGGUGAUUGAGGCCGGCCAUACUCGGGACAGCGCUCACGCCGCACGAUGGACCACCCUAUGCACGGGGGCUUUCAGAUGCCCAUCCCUCCGCCUCCACUGAUACACCAGCCGCCACAAAUAUUCGGUGGUUACAACGACCAUGGACUUCCGAUGCCUCAACUGCCGCCUGAUCUGCUUGCUGCGCAGAUGUUCGGGGAUCAUGGGUUGUUGGAGGACACAAACGAAGCCAAGAGACGGAGGAUCGCGAGGGCCUGCGACAUGUGUAGGAAGAAGAAGAUCAAGUGCGAUGGCAAGUUACCGGCCUGCACGCAUUGCACCAAUUACAAGACCGAGUGCAUCUUCACGCAGGUGGAAAAGAAGCGGAGUCCUCCCAAGGGGGCUAAGUAUAUUGAGGGGCUUGAGAACCGCUUGGGGCGUAUGGAGCACCUGCUGAGGUUAUCAGGCUUGCUUGGCGAGGAUGACAACGGCGCCACCGACCUGGGAACACUGGAGAAGAAGCUUGUAGAGAAGCAUCAGCAGUCACGACAAGCUUCACAGGCAGCGUCCGAUCCGACUUCUCCGCCCCACCCGGCGUCGGGCCAAGAGAGGAGCAACUCGACGCCGCGCAGCUCGCUGGCAUCUCCCGAGCCCGCCAAGGAUGGCGACAAGGUGAGAUCUGUCACGCCCGAGAAAGAGAACCAGGACGAUGAGCAAGAAGAGGUUGCGGAACUGUCGGAAAUGAUGUGUUCGCUCGUCACCAACAACUAUGGUGAGACGCGGUAUAUCGGCUCCUCCUCUGGCUUCUCCAUUUUCUCGCCCAAGGGGAUACAAUGGGUCAACGAGAAGAUGGGGGACACGUCCUUCCAGCAGAUGAUUUCGGAUGUCUCAAUCGACGACCACAAGUGGACGGCGUGGAAGCCCGAUGUCUUUGGGGACGUCUUCCGCCGCACCAUCUUCAGAGACUUGCCACCCAAGCCAGAGGCGCUAUCCCUCCUCAAGGACUACUUCGAGAACUUCAACUGCAUAUUCCCGCUGUUCCACCAACCGACCUUUAUGCACCUGGUGGAGAGGCAGUACUCGGGCGACCCUUACACCGGGUCCGGGUGGUGGGCCAGUCUCAAUGUCGUCCUCGCCAUUGCUCAUCGGCUACGCGUGAUGAGCAACCUGGUCCCGCAGGAGGAGGAUGACAGGGCCUGGGAUUAUAUGAAGAAUGCCAUGGCAGUCAUCUCGGAACUGAUGAUGCGCAACACGGACCUGCUCAGCGUCCAGGCCCUGCUUGGCAUGUCUCUGUUCAUGCAGGGAACUCCUAACCCGCAGCCGUCUUUCCUGCUCAUUGCCACGGCAAUCCGGCUCUCGCACACCAUCGGCCUCCACAAGCGUGGCACGGGAUUCAACCUGAACCCCAUCGAGAUCGAGCAGCGCAAGCGGGUGUUUUGGAUCGCUUACAUGUUGGACAAGGAUCUUUGCCUUCGGUCUGGGCGGCCACCGGCGCAAGACGACAACGACAUGAAUGUGGAGCUUCCCGAUGUCGACCCUGCCGACGGCAUAGGGAACAUUCCUUUGGCGGAUGGGAAAGGCAAGAUGAAUCUCUUCAGGGUCAUGUGCGAGCUGGCCAUCGUCGAGAGCAAGGUGUAUACGAGGCUUUACUCGACAAAGGCGACCAAGCAGUCGGACGGUGAGCUGCUGAACACCAUCGGGGAGCUCGACAAAGAGCUGGAAGACUGGAAGGACCGCAUUCCCAUCGACUUCCGGCCGGAGCACGAGAUCAAAGCGUCCCAUACCCCGCUGAUCCUUCACAUUGUCAUGCUGCAUUUCAACUACUACAACUGUCUUACCACCAUCCACCGCAUGUCGAUCCACCACGGCUAUUGGACCAGUCGGCUAUCCAACUAUGCAAUUCAGGGGCUCAAUGCCAGGCCGUUGAAUCCUCGCAUCUUCUCGUCGGCGGCACUGUGUACAUCUGCUGCCAGGGCAUCAAUAUCUCUACUGAAGUACAUCCCGCAGGGAGAUUUCUCCUGUGUCUGGAUGGUGUUGUAUUUCCCGGUGUCUGCGCUUGUCACGCUUUUCGGCAAUAUCCUGCAGAAUCCCCUCGAUCCACGGGCACGGUCAGAUACCAAACUGAUGAAUGUGGUCGUCACCUUCCUGUCGGCACUUGGCGACGAGGCGGAAACGGGCGGUGUCCACCGCAUGCUGGGUGUAUGCUCCGAGUUUGAGCGGAUCGCAAAGGUCGUGGUCGAAAACGCAGAGAAGGACCACGCGUCCCGGCGGAAACGGAAGAACCAGGACCAGUCGUCGAACAGCAAACCAACGACGAAUUCCAACAACGACAACAAUAACAACAACAAUCACAACGCCAACACAACAACAGGCCAGUCUCCGUCAUUCAACCCGAACCCGAUUCCGCCUUCUUCACGACCCACCACCGCGAACUCCGCAACUCCUCAGCCGAUUCCGAGUCACACUGCGAACAGCAACAACACACACCUUACCCCGCCAGCCCACGAUCACCGUUCCCCACCAAACGCCAACAAUGGAUACAGCCCAAUGGCGGGCAGCAGGAGCCAGGUCUCGUCGCCUGGGCUUGACGCCUCCACGGGCUGGGCCGGCAACAAUGACUUCACGCCCGACAGCAACUCGGACUACUACGGGGACAUGGCUGCGUUCAUGAACAGCGGACUGACUAGCCCGCCGCUUCCUGGGACAGGACUGGGGGCAGCAGGCGGCUAUUUCCAGCAGCCGAUGUUGCCGCAAGAUCUAUUCAGUCUGCCCAUGACGCUGGACUGGGACUGGGCCGAGAUGAGUGGCGGGGCCUAUCCGAGUGUUGAGAAUGGAAACUAUGGAAGCUUGGUGGACAACUCGGGUGGGAACGGACGUCAGGGACCACCUCCUUCCUGAGAGAGGUGACCUCUGCUCAUUGAGACAAGCAGGGUGAUGCUAUUGAAGGUAACGAGGCAGGCGUGGUCAGUCAGCCCAUUUCAACUGUUUGAGCUCUGCAGAGACGGUCUGGAUGCUGCGAAAGUUUUAUUUACCUUCACUUCAUAGCGGGCGCAGGCAUG
Chaetomium strumarium is the source of this 3256-nucleotide messenger RNA. Its product is annotated as fungal-specific transcription factor domain-containing protein. Lineage: Eukaryota; Fungi; Ascomycota; Sordariomycetes; Sordariales; Chaetomiaceae. The transcript has 6 exons. Gene Ontology annotation, molecular function: zinc ion binding; DNA binding; DNA-binding transcription factor activity, RNA polymerase II-specific. The coding region runs from base 267 to 3095 and encodes 942 amino acids. Gene Ontology annotation, biological process: DNA-templated transcription; regulation of DNA-templated transcription. The record is from RefSeq and is a predicted model, not a curated record.